Messenger RNA from Iphiclides podalirius (scarce swallowtail), 1014 nucleotides. The record is from the annotation of a GenBank genome assembly. NCBI's taxonomy places the organism in Eukaryota, Metazoa, Arthropoda, Insecta, Lepidoptera, Papilionidae.
AUGUCUGAUGAGGAACAUGGGGAAACAUCCAAUGCCCAGUUUCUAUCAACAGAAUUUAAAGAUGGGCAGUUGGAAAUAGUUGAAGUGACCUCAUAUGAUAAAGGCAACAAGCUUGAGAAUAUGGGGGAACAUGUAUUAGUGGAGGCCUCGGAGAACAGUGACGAUGGUGAUAUGAAAUAUAUGCAAGUUUUGGAUUCUGGAAAGGGCAUGAUGGUGGACCUACUUAACUUGAGAAUAGUUCGAUGCGAGGAUGGUCAGGAGUCCUACCAAUUUGUGACCAAUGCCGACUCUUCGGAAGGCAAUGAUACUGACUCGACAGUCACCUGCGUACUGCAAUCCGCCGAGGAUGGUGAGGAACAAGAAGCUCAGGAGGCAUAUGUAAUGGUGGACGGUACUCAGGUGCCAUUAAUGUUUCUGCAACAGGCACCUUUGAAGAAGCCCCAGCCACUGAAACCAGCGCCGUCGCCGGCUGAAAUAUUGGAGAAGGCGAAGGCUCUCCAAAAAGUAAAAGUUCAGCAGGCUGCGACUGCAGAGACCUCUAGCAACGUGACUGUGGGGGGCGGUGGGGGGCUGGGCAGCGGCCGGGGGAAGGGCAGGCGGCGCCGCGGCGAGCUGCCCCCGCCCCAAGAGAUGCUCGCCUCGCCCCACUUCAAGCUGUUCCUCUACUCGUGCAAGCUGUGCAGCUUCCGUUGCAACGCCAUCAAAGAGCUCACCGCCCACAAGGCGGCAGAACACGGCGGAGGUGGUGGAAGCAAGAGCCGUGGAGGCUGGAGGUCCUCAUCUAUAACCUUGCAGUGUGCCAGAUGCCCGUUCAGAGGUUGCACCCAUUCACAGUUAAUGAGGCAUGUUCAAGAAAAACAUGUGAAGGAAUCCCAGGAAUCAAACAAAGUGUAUUUGGACUCGGCUGAGGUGGAGGCAGCAGAUGUCCUUGUGUGCGGCGCGUGCGGGUUCGAAUCCAGCUCUCGGAUAGACUUCAAGAAGCACAUUGAGGAUGAACACGAUGCCACAACAUGU